AUGGACAAGAAAAAUGCCAUUCGGAGAGGCAAGAGGCCGUCUAAAGUGCUCGAAGAGAAUUAUUGGGAUUGCAGCGUUUGUACAUACAGGAAUAACGCUGAAGCCUUCAAAUGCUCAAUGUGCGACGUUAGAAAAGGAACAUCAACCCGCAAACCACGUAUCAAUCCCGCACUGGUCGCGGCACAAGCGGCCGGCACCGCACCAACUAGUUCACAGAAACGACCACGAUCUGCCAAUUCACUCAAGAAGAAAAGGCGACCACCGCGCCUUAAUAACGUCGAUAGGAGCUCAGCACAAACUAGAGAGGUAACUGUGAGUGGUGUGACAGUCGUUAUAACCGAGUACAAACCGAAAAAGUCGGUUUCGACGAGUUCCAGCGAUGUGGAGUCUUCUAACGAUGCAAGACCC
Molecule: messenger RNA, 408 nt
Organism: Brenthis ino (lesser marbled fritillary)
Lineage: Eukaryota; Metazoa; Arthropoda; Insecta; Lepidoptera; Nymphalidae
Source: the annotation of a GenBank genome assembly